This is a messenger RNA of Ectocarpus sp. CCAP 1310/34, 2048 nucleotides long. The record is from the annotation of a GenBank genome assembly. Lineage: Eukaryota; Phaeophyceae; Ectocarpales; Ectocarpaceae.
AUGCCCACCUGGACGGAUAUAUGACUGAACUCGAAGUAAUCUACAAAGAUCGCGACAUGCGAGGACUGUACCAACACCUCAAGAGAUCAGUGGGCCUCAGCGGGAGACAAGCGGGGGGACAGCAGUUCGUCACGGAUGAGAACGGCGUGUUGCUCCGGAACAGGGACGACAUCCUCCAGCGGUGGGCGAGAUUCUUCAGCACCCUACUCAACACCAAAUCCCCCACCCUGAACCCACACAUAAUCGAACGAAUGACGCAGCGGCUAGCGACACGUGACAUUCAACGGUUGGGAGAUGUGCCAGAACUCGAGGAGUUGCCAUGGGCAACGAAAGGCCUCAAGAACUGGAAGGCACCCGGCCAUGACUCCCGCCCUGCCGAGUUGCUCAAGAUCGAUUACGACGAACCCUUCGUCCUGGGACACCUUCAUACCACCCUCGUCAAGGUGCUGAACAAGAAGGGUGACCGGUCCAACUGUAACAACUACAGGGGGAUUUCGCUACUAUCUCACGUAGGCAAGGUCCCCAUCAAGAUCAUCACCAACCGUCUAAGCGCCUUCUGCGAAGCCAACAACAUCCUCCCGGAGGAACAGUGCGGAUUUCGACCCGGGCGAUCCACCGUCGACAUGCUGUUCGUCGUGCGCCGCCUCCAGGAGCUGGGGCGGAGAAAGAAAAUACCGCUCUACAUGUGCUUCGUCGACUUGAACAAGGCGUAUGAUUCGGUGGACCGAGAGAUGCUAUGGAAGGUGCUGGCCAGGGCCGGGAUUCCCGCGAAGCUGAUCGAAGUCAUCCGCCAAUUCCACGAUGGAAUGCGGGCCCGGGUGCGCAUGGACGACGGAGAACUAUCGGACUGGUUCUUCGUGACACCGGGCGUGCGACAAGGAUGUGUGCUAUCCCCACUGCUGUUCAACAUCUUCUUCGCCGAGGUCCUCGAGGUCGUUGUCAUCCGAUUCAGCGAGGAUGAUGUUGUUCUGCGGAGCCUGGUGUGCUUGGAGGAGGGGAAGACGGAAGCGGGGGGGGGGGAGGAGACACCCCUUGACCGAGUACGGAGGGCAGUAUGGGGGAUGUUGUAUGCCGAUGAUGCCGGCGUCGUAUCGAGGUCUGCAGAAGGACUGGCGAGAAUGAUGACCAUCAUCGUUGAGGUGUUCGGGGAGUUCGGGCUAACGGUGUCGGAGAAGAAGACGGAGACGCUCCUGAUGCGCGCAAAGGACAAGCCGACUACAACAUCACAGCCCGCCCCGCCUCCACCACUGACCAUCGAAGCCGCGGGACAGAAAUACGCCCAGACGACCGAGUUCCGGUACCUCGGUGGCCUCGUCAACGAACAUGGCGACCUCACCCGGGAGAUCAACUACAGGAGCAGAGGAGCGUGGGCGUGCCUCAGGCGAUAUGGCCGGGAGCUCUUCGACAGACCGCAAGCGCCAUUCCGACUCAAGAUCCGCCUGCUCCAGGCGGAGGCGAUGGAGGCACUGCUGUACGGCCUCAUGACAUGGUCACCACUCAGCGGCCACUAUCAGACGCUGCGGUCGAUACACCACCGACUGCUGCUUCGAGUUAUCGGGUACAAGCGCAAGAAAGACACCUACCGGCAGCUCUCUUACGCCCAGACGCUGAAGAGGGUCGAAUGCCAGAGCGUUGAAGCCACGAUCCGACAACGACGCCUACUGUUCGCGGGAGCAUUGGCAAGGCAGCCGGACGGGCGACUCCCGAAACGACUGAUGUUCGGCGAACUGGCAGGGGGGGAGAAGCAACGUAGGGGGGGACAGGAACAGAACUGGCCGAAGUGCGUGCUCGACGACCUGAAGGCAUUCGGGGCCGACCACGGAUCUACGAAAACCGAUCCAUGUUGUUUCGGAAUCCCGGUACCGAAAGACACGGCACCGAAGUUAAAGUGGACGGAAGCCGCGAAGGUAGAGGGCGGAGUACCCUGGCAUGCGGCGGUGCUGCAGGGAGCUGAGAGGUUCAUGACCUCCUGGCACGAGAAGGAAGAAGAGGCCAGCCGACAACGGGCGCUCAGACGAAACCACAAGCCACCAACCAAUGGGGCGUGA